Molecule: messenger RNA, 998 nt
Organism: Stegastes partitus (bicolor damselfish)
Lineage: Eukaryota; Metazoa; Chordata; Actinopteri; Pomacentridae
Gene: rnf223
Product: ring finger protein 223
Exons: 1
Coding region: 9-719 (236 amino acids)
Biological process (GO): protein ubiquitination
Molecular function (GO): ubiquitin protein ligase activity
Source: RefSeq, a predicted model, not a curated record
GGCUGACCAUGGAUCCCAACCAGCAGGUUUGGCAUGUGCAGCUCCCCCCUGAGGAGACGGCAGGAGAGCGUCAGAAGAAGGUGUCAGUGGUGAGCCAGCCGGAGUGCUCCAUCUGCUUCAACACCUACGACAACGUCUUCAAAACGCCCAAACUGCUGGAGUGCACCCACACCUUCUGCCUCGAGUGCCUUUCCCGCCUGAUGGCAAUCUCAGUGACAGGCAAGGAUGGUAAUGGUGACAGCACACGCCUCUCUUGCCCCUUCUGCCGUCACCCCACCACGCUGACCGAGGAGGGUCCCCCAGCCCUGACCACCAGCCGCGAGGUCCUCUGCAAGCUGCCCACCCACCAGCAGCAAGAAGAGCCAGUGUGGCUGGAGGGCGAGAAGCUGUGCUACAAAAGCUCCAGGCAGGACACCGGCUCCGGUGCUCCCGACAGCCCCACGGCCUUCUGCAUCUGCAUCGACAUCGGCGCCAGCAAGCCGGUAGAUGCUCCGGCCCAAAGCCGACGCCGGGCCUCUGGCCUGCUGGGCAGACUGUCAGACUGGAAGAGGAUGGUGCUCUUCGUCGUGCUCAUGGCGCUGCUGGUCGUGGUUGUGCUGUGGCCCCUGCAGUGCGUAUUCAACACCGGCAACAUGCACUGUUUGAGGGAGGAGACCCCCGUCGGCUCCACCACCACGACCUUCAGCCCCCUCACCAGGGCUUCUAAUCCGUCCAACUAAACUCGAGGACGAACUGGACUCAUUAAAAAUGUAGAUAAUGUUGUAGAAUAUUUUAAAUAUCUGACUUGUAAAUUUCUGGCAAAUAAUUGCACUUUUGAUAAGUGCACGUAGUAAUUGCUGCACAUGGCUAUUAAUACUUCAGAUUUUUACCUUUGAACAGAACCACAUACAUUAACGAUGCUGACUCUAGUGCGCCCCCCAGUGGCGGUUUAAAAAACACACAACACACAACAGCGCUGAAUUUCUCUCCUAUUUUAUCAUGUCAUAUGCAAUCAGAUC